Messenger RNA from Mugil cephalus (flathead mullet), 2475 nucleotides. RefSeq names its product prune homolog 2 with BCH domain (gene prune2). Gene Ontology annotation, biological process: apoptotic process. Bases 574 to 1527 code for a protein of 317 amino acids. Lineage: Eukaryota; Metazoa; Chordata; Actinopteri; Mugiliformes; Mugilidae. The record is from RefSeq and is a predicted model, not a curated record. The transcript is spliced from 11 exons. Gene Ontology annotation, cellular component: cytoplasm.
GCAGGAAGAAACGGAGCAAUGGUAAGUAUCAGAUGUUUGCUUUGGAUCAGCCGCUAUACUCUUGCAGCUUGUGGUGAAGUUUGUUAAUAUUAUCUGCACGUGAAGCUGGCAGUGUUCUCGUUUAUUGUUUUAUUCCCCUCUGAGGGUUAAUAAAAUCGCGUAGCUGCACAGUCAGCUUCACAAAUCUAUCAGGCAUUAAUAGCAGCCUUCUUAUGGGUAGUAAUAACUCCUACACGCGCGGCACAUGCGGUUUAUCCCCUCCAGCCGACCAUAAUGACACACAAACACCCCCGCCUAUGUUCCCGUUCGGUUUUUCACUGCCUGCGGAAGCUGCUGUGCAAAGAGCUGUCAGAGCAGGUGAUCGCCCUUAUUUGGUAAUGGCCCAGAUCAUGUGACCACAAAAUGGUGGAAGCUGUGAGCUGUUUGUAAGCUGAGCAUCUCCACCGAGAGGCUGGGAGCAGGAAACAGGCAGGGAACUCGGAAGUACACCCAUGCUCUGAGACGCAGGAGGACAGAGAUUCCCGAGCCCCAGCAGUGGUCCUUCUGUGUACGGACCCGCCAUCAGAGAGUAAAAUGAACUCUGACGGGGGCGAAGGCAGACCAGUCCCUCCUACCUCUCUACCCCUGCAAGGAGGUGCCACUCAGAGAAAGAAGCUAUCUGCCCCUCGUAUCAGCCUGUCACUGGACCAGAGCGAGGAUGACUUGGGGGAGACGCCAGACGACCUGGACAUCAACGUCGAUGACCUGGACACUCCAGACGAGGGGGAUUACCUUGACUACACAGACCAUGAAAUGGACUGGGAUGAUCCGACUGCAGCCAAUAUGAGUGGAACAAGCGAGUCCUACAACACCAUCCCCACAUACAGCGCCGAGGAGGAGCGCCAGGACGGCAAGCUGUGGAGAACGGUCAUCAUUGGGGAGCAGGAGCAUCGCAUCAACAUGAAGAUCAUCGAGCCCUACAUGAGAGUCAUCUCCCACGGAGGCUACUAUGGCAACGGGGGGAAUGCCAUCAUCGUGUUUGCUGCAUGUUUCCUGCCAGACAGUGACCGAGAGGACUACCACGAGAUAAUGGAGAACCUCUUCCUGUAUGUGAUCAGCACACUGGAGCUGAUGGUGGCAGAGGACUAUAUGAUCGUAUACCUGAAUGGCGCCACACCCCACAGAAGAAUGCCCGGCCUCGGUUGGCUGAAGAAGUGCUAUCAGAUGAUUGACAGAAGGCUCAGGAAGAAUUUGAAAUCCUUCAUUAUCCUCCAUCCAUCAUGGUUUAUCAGGACCAUUCUCGCCAUUACCAAGCCGUUCAUCAGCGCCAAGUUCAGCAGCAAGAUAAAGUAUGUGAACAGUUUGGAUGAGCUGCAGGAACUCAUCCCAAUGGACUCUAUCCAGAUCCCAGAGUGCAUCAUUAAACUCGACAAGGAACUGAAGGAAGCGGCGGAGAACUCAAAAAUGAAUAGCUUUCUGCAGGGAUCCGAGCCAGCGGCAGCAAACAGGACAGACAGAACGGACGCAGCCGGCGCCAGCGGCUCCUAAAUGGACGGGUCGCCUCGAUGUUCACAAGUCACCGUUGUAUUGAACCGCUGCAGAUGGAAACUAGAGGCUUGUGGAGCUAGUGUGUGUGUGUGCGUACGUGUGCGUAUGUGUGUGUGUGUGUCAGUGUUUGUCAAUUAGACACUGGAUAUGAAACCAACAAUAGUACCACUCUGAUCUCAUUCUUCCCGGCCGCUGUAGCAUCCACUUUACCUUACACCUUCAAUCUAGAGAACUAUUACAGUGGAGCGUGAUGCUUGGCAGCGUCCGCGGAGUAGCAUCAUCGUUCACUUUAGGGCAGAAAAUGCAAUUACACACCAGACUGUGCACUGCGCAAAUCCAUUUGUAGAGUCUAUAGUGUUGUUUGCAUGAGAAGCAAUAAUAUCACCCUUUACUGGUUACACAGUCUCAGCGAUUCUGAUGAAGAGGCGACUCGUUUGUCAACAAUCUACAGUAAAAGCACAAGGUGUGGACUAAAUGGCCUUGUCCCAUAGAUGACCAACUUUCAUUUAAAGCCAUCUGAACCUCCGUCUUUUAAAGCUGGUAAAUAAACCUAUAGAUAUUUUCACUUUAGAGUCAACUUGAGGAAAACACAUAAGAUUAAAUUACACAUGAGGCGAAGCCGUCAGUGCAGUGUGACGGCGCACGUCUGUAGCCGUGUGUGCGUGCGUGCGUGGGUGAGUGCGUCGUUCUGGGAAUCACGUCCUGGGUCAUCGGGAAGAAACCUCAGAUGAAAAAAAAAAAUAAUAAUGAUGGGAUCUCUGUAAAGCACAUCUUGUCUGUGUGUGUCUGUCCACACGCAUGUGUGUGUAUUUGUGCAUGUCCCCUCAUUAGAUAACCGAUGGUCCUCGUACCAGUGAGCCUUUAAUGGAUGUGUUGAGGAUGUGCAGAGGAAAAGAAAAAAAUGGAUCACUGUUUAGUAAUUCAAUAAAAAUGGAUGUAAAAGUCUGA